Molecule: messenger RNA, 1357 nt
Organism: Solanum dulcamara
Lineage: Eukaryota; Viridiplantae; Streptophyta; Magnoliopsida; Solanales; Solanaceae
Exons: 2
Coding region: 9-521 (170 amino acids)
Source: RefSeq, a predicted model, not a curated record
UCCUGAAGAUGACAGAUUUCUUGAGCUGCUCUUCACCUCAGCCUCACGACAUUCAUCUUCCCUUUUCCUCUCAUCUUCUAACCAAUGAUGCUCAAAGAGACAUCACUUACAGUUGUGGGUCCUGUGGAUAUGAAUUGAACCUCAACUCUUGCAAUCGCAAUACCAGAGUCAUUGGAUCAAAAUAUGGGAAAACAAUGAGGAGAGGGGUUCUCUCAUUUCUAUGCAUUGACGAGAGCAGAUUUACUCAGAUAAGUAAACUCAGAUGCUCACCCUAUUUUAGAUCCAAAAACUCGUGGGGUUUAUUUCAACGACACACUAAACUCUUGUGUCGAAAAUGCACAAGUUAUAUUGGUGUUUCUUAUAAUAGUAAUAGCAGUGCAAGAGGUGCUGCGAGACAUAUUAAUGUCAAGACAGAUGCAGCAACACCUAAUUGGGAUGGGCUGUCAGCUUGUACAACUAAUUACGAAAUCAAGAUAUGUGCAUUAAGGCCAUCUGUGAAGGAAGUCAUCAUUCACCAGUAAACUAAGCAAAUGCUCAUCCUUGUUUGUGUCAUAAGACAAGAGUCAAUAUAUACAUGUGCCUGUCUGACUGUCUCUACUUGAAGAACUCACUGUGCAACCAUGAAAUCCAUAUAUAUCCUUAGUAGGAACACACUUGUUUAAGAAUCUGUUGUGAAGUCGCGGUGCCACCAGAAAGGAAUGCUUGUUUUUGUGACCAAUAUCAUAAGAAACGGACAACAGAGUCACUCUGCUCAAGUUUUACCGAGAUGGAUAAUACACCCUUCUUGUUCUUCCUUGUGUAUGAUGAUUUUUAAAGCUUUUACACGGUAGCUCAAAAUGUGUUUUACUAUAACCUUCAAGUUUCGUUGAAUUUAUUAACGCAAAAGUAAAAACAUAUAUAGAAGCAGGGGAGCAUACUCUAAGGUCUCAAUAUUUUCGGCAUAAGUUAUUCAGUUGAUCACUUGCUCUUUGUUUCUUAGAUCCCUUUCUGCGUAUAUUUGCAGUCACUUGAUGUAGACAGAAUUGACACGAUCCUGAGAAUAUCUUAUUAAUCUUCCUGCCAAAAAUCCUUUAAUUGGUGUCUUUCUCCGGGAAGCCAAGCCCAAUUGAUUUGGGUAGCUGCUACAAAAGAUCAAUUGCCAUCAGGGCUCUAGAGGCACUAGGACAAAAUGAAUCUUGUGGACCAAAUCUAGGAAUAAUACAUUUCCAAAUGGAUGGAGAAUUUGCAACUGUCCACUGCAAUGUAACUUGUUUAAAGAAUUAAGUAUCGUCCAGCACGACAUGAAUAUCAGGGAUGACCAUGAUGCCCAGAGCCCCGGACUGAGAUGAAAAUACUAGCUCAGGAGCAUAGCGACCUG